Messenger RNA from Mercenaria mercenaria, 2891 nucleotides. RefSeq names its product putative carbonic anhydrase-like protein 1. Gene Ontology annotation, molecular function: carbonate dehydratase activity; zinc ion binding. Bases 240 to 1211 code for a protein of 323 amino acids. The record is from RefSeq and is a predicted model, not a curated record. NCBI's taxonomy places the organism in Eukaryota, Metazoa, Mollusca, Bivalvia, Venerida, Veneridae. The transcript has 11 exons.
GGCAUUUUCCUUGAACAAAAGCAACAUUAACAUGGCAUGAGGGAUCAGUUUUAUAGAGGUACUUUAUAGGCCGUUAAUUCCCGAUGGAAUAUACUACAACAAUGCCAUACUGUGUUUUAUGAAAGAAUUAUUGCUCUGUUUUUAAGUACAACGUGACAACAGUGAAUAAAACAUGAAUUAAUUUAUUUAAAAAAAAAUAAGUGAACAUGGAUGUUUUGUGAUAUCAUUCAAAGUUUAAAAUGACACCAAAGGUCAUGUCCAAAAUUGUAUUUCGGAUACUUUCCGUCAUUUGCUUAUAUAUUCUUCACGUGAGUUCAACGGAGCUUUGGGAGGAAUGGUGGGGUUACAAUGGCGUCUCGGGACCUGAAUUCUGGGGAACGCAUAACAAAAACUGGUCUUUGUGCGGAACAGGAAAAUUCCAAUCUCCUAUUGAUAUUGACCCUGGCAGACUGAUUUUUGACCCAAACCUCACAGCAUUGAAAUAUGAUAGGAUCGAGAUCAAUGGUUUAUUGGUGAACACAGGGAACGAUCUGACAUUUGAAAUUACAGAUACCAUAAACAGUUCAUCAUUUCUUUUCACCGGAGGGCCUCUAUCCUACACUUACAGACUGAACCACAUAAAAAUUCAUUUUGGAUCGUAUGAUGAAAUUGGUUCUGAACAUACAAUCUCUGGCAAGCAAUUUCCUGUUGAGUUUCAGAUAAUAGGAUACAAUGUAGAUUUGUACAGAAAUUUUAACGAGGCUUCAAUGGCAACGCACGGAUUAGCUGUAAUUACAGUGCUCGGAACCAUUGAUGAUAUGACCAAUUUUGAAUUUGAUAAAAUUUUAACCGCUGCUAAACACGUCCGAUACAGAGGUCUAAAAUAUGCCAUUAAUGGUUUUGCCAUCACGGAUAUUAUACCGCCAUCAGGACUAUACAUAACAUACGAAGGUUCCCUUACUCAACCUAGUUGCCAGGAAACAGUUACAUGGAUAAUAAUCAACAAACCUUUAAGAAUCACAAAACAUCAGAUAGCUGCAUUACGUGAUUUAAAUCGUUGGAGUCAAAAUCAACCAGACAAAGGACCAUUGGUUUCCAAUAACUUUAGGCCACCGCAGUCUUUGAAUCGGCGGCCAGUUCGAACAAAUAUUAGCCCAUAUGUUGAGAGUGAAGAAUGUGCAAUUAAGAUAACAAAAUCAUAUAAAGUCAACAGACGUUUGAUCGGGUUAUGACAAAGUAGAAAUUUAGUCAAGUGCCUCCGUGUGUGCUGCUUUUACAUACCAUGUCAUAGGAUCUUCGUAUGGUGCUUAGUGAGUUUUCAAAUUAGUUAAACUGCUGUGUAUACAAACAUGUUGAUCAGUAUUAUAGGCAUGUGUGUGGGAUGUGGAAAGACGAAUUUUAUUCAAGCGAACGCGUGUGAUAUAGUGCCAUACAUUAGUUGAAUAUGUUACACAUUAAAUUGUACCUUUAUCUCAGCAAAUGUAAUUAGGUCUAUAGUAGAGAGGGAACAAAGUGUAGAAGGUAUACUGUUAGUGCUAUGCAAUGUGAAAUAAUGCGCUUUGAUUGUGCACAUAGAUACAUGAGUCUUCUUAACUGAGGAGCGUAUGCAGCUUCAUGUUAUAUUAAUUAAUUAAUUAGUAUUAAUUAAUGCAGCUGAAUAGAACAAGCAUACUGUGAAACGAGACAUACAAAACAGCCCAUCAAAUAACAGACGAAGAAAAAGAGCGUUAACAACGCCAUAGAGAGCCGUUAGCAAAAUAUAGCAUUCUGAUGCUAUGUUACAAAACUGAACUUCUAACUAAAUGUGUAUAUAAAAAAAAUAAUAGAAAACAGAAAACAGUGAUCAAAGAUGUGAUUCAUUUAAAGAUAUGUCAGGAGUGCUGUUAUUUUAAAUUAUAACGUUAAUAUCUUUUUUAGUAAUUGCGAUAAAUUGCAAAACAUUUUCUUUUCCUGGGUGUUACUUAGAAAACUUCAAACGUUUUAAUUUAUUGAAGUUGAAGAAAUAAUUUUGUUCGUGUUAUUGUUGACGUUAACUGUCUGAAAAUUCAAAUUUAUCACGGAACAGAAGUAGUGUUUGUUUGCUUUGUUGUAUUGUUUCUGUUCAUUAUAAAUUGAAACAUGAUCGUUCUAUGCAUACCUAUCAUUUCAACUUCCUUUUCACAAUGACAGUGUUGAACAUAAUAAGCGGCCGUGCAAUUCAAUCGAACUACAGUCGAACAAAAUCAUAUAAGUGUAUAUAGGCAACAUUUAGUAAAGCUGUUGCAAACGAAUGUUGGUAUUACGAUCAAUAAAUAUCUUUUAAAUGAAUUCAUGCUAUAUGUAUCAAACUGCUCAAUCUUAAUUUGUACAAAGUCGCUAGUGUUUUGAUAAACUUCUGACAUUCACAUACUACCUUUGUUAUUUAAGCGUACGUUUCUUCGUUAUGGAUUAUGGAUUUAGACCAUUCUGUUGAAAAGAGUACAAGUAUAGCAAAUGUGUUCACCGAUUAGUCAAUUUUAAUAAUUACAGAGGUAUGUUAAUAUAACUAAGAAACAAGCUUAGAAAAUAAAAUUGAAGAGCGAGUUCCGCAUUGCUGCGAAUAAAGCAGAAAUUGAUACCUAUAUAUUUUUAUGAUGACACAAACAUGUCUUUUUUAUGUUUAUGGAUUGGUAAUUUAAAAGAUAUGCUGUCAACUAAUUGCAAUUGGUUGUGUGGUUUUAAUGGUCAAAGUAUGCACUUGCUGCCAAAUUGAAUGGUAUCAAGAAAUUGUGAUAUAAAUUACCAGAAUAGAAGCAUGCUCUUUGCGGUUAAUGUGUAUUGCCAUUUUACAUGUAACAUCUAGUUUUUCGCAAUUUCAUAGGGACUUCAAAUGCCGCUUUCAAACAAUCGUCAUUCUGUGUGACUUUGAAAUAUGUAACAAAUAAAAGUACAAA